Molecule: messenger RNA, 1261 nt
Organism: Aspergillus nidulans FGSC A4
Lineage: Eukaryota; Fungi; Ascomycota; Eurotiomycetes; Eurotiales; Aspergillaceae
Product: sedoheptulose-7-phosphate:D-glyceraldehyde-3-phosphate transaldolase TAL1
Exons: 4
Coding region: 149-1123 (324 amino acids)
Biological process (GO): pentose-phosphate shunt; carbohydrate metabolic process
Cellular component (GO): cytoplasm
Molecular function (GO): transaldolase activity
Source: RefSeq, a predicted model, not a curated record
CAAAAACAUCCAUCGCCGCCACGUCUCUUCAAUUUAGGUUCAUUUAAGAACUAUCGUUCCAUCGGAAUCUUCCUCUUCUCCUAUUCUUCCUCCAUCUAUUGCUUUGAACUAGAUUGAUCUUUGUUCAUCUCUUUAUACCAUAUUCGCCAUGUCUUCUUCUCUUGAACAGCUCAAGGCAACUGGCACCGUUGUCGUUUGCGACUCCGGUGACUUCGCCACCAUCGACAAGUACAAGCCCCAGGAUGCCACCACCAACCCUUCUCUCAUCCUGGCUGCCUCCAAGAAGCCCGAGUACGCCAGCCUGAUCGACGCCGCCGUUGAGAAGGGUAAGAAGCAGGGCGGUUCUGUGGACGACCAGGUUGACGCCACCCUCGACUACCUCCUGGUCGAGUUUGGCAAGAAGAUCCUCGACAUUAUUCCCGGAAAGGUCUCGACUGAGGUCGACGCCCGCUUCUCCUUUGACACAAAGGCCUCGGUUGACAAGGCUCUUCACAUCAUCAAGCUCUACGAGGAGGCCGGUAUCUCCAAGGACCGCAUUCUCAUUAAGAUCGCCUCAACCUGGGAGGGUAUCCAGGCCGCUCACAUCCUGCAGUCCCAGCACGGCAUCAACUGCAACCUGACUCUUAUGUUCUCUCUUGUUCAGGCUAUUGCUGCUGCUGAGGCUGGUGCCUUCCUCAUCUCUCCUUUCGUCGGCCGUAUCCUCGAUUGGUACAAGGCCGCUCACAAGCGCGACUUCUCGAAGGAGGAGGAUCCCGGUGUCAAGUCUGUCCAGAGCAUCUUCAACUACUACAAGAAGUUCGGCUACAAGACCAUCGUUAUGGGUGCCUCUUUCCGUAAUGUCGGUGAGAUCACCGAGCUCGCCGGUUGCGACUACUUGACCAUCUCCCCCGGUCUCCUUGAGGAGCUCUACAACUCCAAGGACGCCGUUCCCAAGAAGCUCGACGCUGCCUCCGCCACCACCCUCGACAUCACCAAGCGCAGCUACCUCAACGACGAGGCCCUGUUCCGCUUCGACUUCAACGAGGAGGCUAUGGCCGUCGAGAAACUCCGUGAGGGUAUCUCCAAGUUCGCCGCCGACGCUGUCACCCUUAAGGACAUCCUGAAGCAGAAGGUCCAGGCGUAGAUGAAUGAACCAUGAAUGAAAAGGCACCGGCUGCCGCGUGAUGAGACCAAUUUCGUUAUGUAAAAAUUUGGCGACUUGCAAAAACUUGCUUUGUUUUAGAAGAUACGAGUUACGGAAUAUCACUUCUUAUAUAAGUUC